AAUAACAAAGGGUGAAGAUAUUAUGAGUACUGGAGUUAAACGUGAAUCAUUGGUAACAGGUGAGGAUGCAGAGAGCACAGAAGAAGUUAUCAACGAGACAAAUAUCAGUGAAAAUUUCAAAAAACGCGACGAAGAGGCACGAUAUAAUUGUAAGUUAUGCGACGCUUUUUUUGACAAAGAGGAGAUUCUGCAAGAGCACAUCUCAACACAUGGAAGAAAUUCAGAAAAUGCAUGUGAAGUGUGCAAUAAAUGUUUUCCCACACCAGGUCACGUAACAGAACAUAUGAAAACACAUGGCGAUAAAAGACCACAUAAAUGUGAAGAAUGUGGGUCUGAUUUUAAAAAAAUUUCCCAUCUCACUCAGCACAAGAAAAUUCAUACAAUGGAGCUACCAUAUCAGUGUGAGAUCUGUGGGAAAUGUUUUAACCGAGCUAGCAGCCAUAAAAGACACAUGAUAAUUCAUACAGGCGAGAAACCACAUCAGUGUGUGCAAUGUGAAGCAAGUUUUGCAGACAAAAGCAGCUUAAUACAACAUCUGAGAACACACACCGGUGAGAAACCAUAUCAGUGUAAAGUGUGCAAUAAAUGUUUUUCUCUGUCAAGUACCCUGCAACGACAUAAGCGGAUUCAUACUGGAGAGAAGUCGUACCAGUGUGAUGUGUGCGGCAAAUGCUUCGCUGGGAGAGGUGCAUUGAGAGGACACUUAAGGAGACAUUCAACUGAGCAGGAGAAAGUAUAUCAGUGCCAAGAAUGUCAUAUGUCAUUCAGGGAGCGGAUUGGAUUAAAACAACACAUGAGAGUACACUCUGGUGAAAAACCAUACAAAUGUGAACUUUGUGAUAGGUGCUUCAGUCAUGCAACCUCUGUGAAGAUACACACUAUGAGGAUUCACACAAAAGAUAAACCGUAUCAAUGUGAAUGUGGUAAAAGUUUCCCAUGUUUGAGUGGGCUAAAGCAACACAAGAAAAGGCAUACUGGUGAAAAACCUUAUGUUUGUAAUGUGUGCAGUCAACGUUUCACUAAGGCAUCUAGCCAUAAAAAACACCUUAAGAAAUUUCAUAAAGACAUCAUGAUAAUAUAAAUAUAAAUUUUAUUGCGAAAAUGAAAUUCUGCAUGAGAUAAUCAAUAUUUUCAUUUCAAAAGAAAGCAGACCUGAGCAAAGCAUGCCGUGUUGUGAAGAGGUUUAAUUCACAUUAGUGUCCAGUCAGCAAUCAUGAACCUCAUACUCAAUUUCAGAAAAAAAUCAGAUGAUGCAUAAAUUAUUAUAAAUAGUCCGGAACUACUUUUUCUUUAUUUUUACAUAUUUACAUAUUUCAUGGUACAAGGAUGAAGAAAAUAAAUUAAAAAUAUUUGGUUACCGUUCUCAGUUUGGAGAAAAUUUACUGUUAAAAUGAUUAAUGUAGACAGAAUUUGACACCAACUAUUGUCACUGAUAUAUCCGCUAGAAGUAACCAUACAUGUACAUCUAAAAUUAACAUUAAUUGAAAUGUGCACUGAAUGAAGUGAUCAAAAUGAAUUUAAAUUGGAUUGAAAAUGUUGAAAUAAAUUUGGAAUGAAUAGCCAUAAUCAAAUCUAGAAACUGUGAAAAUAUUAAUAAAUAAGUGUCGGUACAUCAAGUCAUUUAAAGAAAAA
Saccoglossus kowalevskii is the source of this 1632-nucleotide messenger RNA. Its product is annotated as zinc finger protein 135-like. Lineage: Eukaryota; Metazoa; Hemichordata; Enteropneusta; Harrimaniidae. The record is from RefSeq and is a predicted model, not a curated record.